ACCCACGAUUCUCUAGACACUAGACAGACACAAAAACACCAACAGCUGGCUAGUUCCAACGAACAGAUCACCAACCAAUCUAUCAACUCAACUCCCUCACUCACUCACUCACUCGAUCUUGUCUCUAAUUACAAAACCCACAUUUGCAUUUUUAAUAUUUCCUUGCUUUACUUUGUAAUAACAUAAAAGUCUUUCGCAAUAAUCACAUCAAAUCCUGAUAAUCAAAGGCAUUAAAGAUGCUUGGUGGUAGUAAAGGAUUUAAUACUAACAGGGCAUCAUCAAGUAUGGUUUCUGGAUCAAGAAUCUCCACUUUGUUACUCUCAAUGUUUGCUACUUUUGCUUCCAUUUAUGUUUCUGGCAGGUUAUGGCAGGAAUCACAAAACAGGGUUUAUUUGAUUAAAGAGCUUGAUAGGAUAACUGGGCAGGGCCAAUCUGCAAUAUCAGUGGAUGAUACAUUGAAAAUAAUAGCCUGCAGGGAACAACAGAAGAAGUUAUCAGCUCUUGAGACAGAAUUGGCCGCAGCUAAGCAAGGGGGUUUUACUUCAAAGCUCUUAACAGAGAAUGAUGGGGCUCAUGCAAAGAAAAGGCAUCUUGUUGUGAUUGGGAUAAUGACAAGGUUUGGCAAUAAGAACAAUCGGGAUGCAGUCCGAAAGGCGUGGAUGGGAACUGGUGCAAUGUUGAAAAAAAUGGAGAACGAGAAGGGAAUAGUUGCACGCUUUGUCAUUGGUAAAAGUGCAAAUCCCGGGGACAAUUUGGAUCGCGGUAUUGACAAUGAAAACAGGCAGUCUAAUGACUUCAUCAUUCUUGAUGACCUUGUGGAGGGAACAGAGGACCUUCCAAAAAAGGCUAGAUUGUUCUUCGCAUAUGCUGCAGAUAAAUGGGAUGCGGAGUUUUAUGCUAAAGUUAAUGACAAUAUCUAUGUGACUAUUGAUGCUUUAGGAACUGCACUGGCAGCUCAUUUUGACAAGCCUCGUGCUUAUAUUGGUUGUAUGAAAUCAGGCCAAGUUUUCUCUGAACCGAGUCAUAAAUGGUACGAACCAGAUUGGUGGAAGUUUGGUGAUAAGAAAUCGUAUUUUCGCCAUGCUUCAGGUGAGAUGUAUGUCAUAUCACGAGCUUUAGCUAAAUUUGUGUCAAUAAAUAGAUCUAUUCUUCGAACCUAUGCACAUGAUGAUGUCAGUGCUGGAUCCUGGUUUCUUGGGCUUAAUGUCCUACAUGUUGAUGAAGGGAAGUUUUGCUGCUCAUCAUGGUCAUCAGGAGCGAUUUGUUCUGGGGUUUGAUUUGUUUCCGGAAAUGGAAGAAGCAAAUAUGAAUAGAGCGAUUUGUUCUUAAGUUCACUUUCAGGCAUCUAGGCCCUCAGGAUUUUAUGCUUGUCGGGUUUUGAUAGACUUCAGAUAGGGAGGACUUGAGGAUCCACACAAACUGGCUACAGAGAGGCUGCUGCUCUUCUUUUUCUUUGGUUUGAAUCUUGUAUCAUUUAUACGAGUUAGUAAGAAGAGAUAGUGUUCCGUACCCAUACGAACAAUGUAACAUGCAUGCUGAUGAUUCUUUCGUUGAUGAAAUAGGAGGGAGUGUGUUCUUUCUUGAA
Messenger RNA from Populus trichocarpa (black cottonwood), 1585 nucleotides. Its product is annotated as hydroxyproline O-galactosyltransferase HPGT1. The coding region runs from base 237 to 1277 and encodes 346 amino acids. The transcript is spliced from 12 exons. The record is from RefSeq and is a predicted model, not a curated record. Gene Ontology annotation, molecular function: hexosyltransferase activity. Lineage: Eukaryota; Viridiplantae; Streptophyta; Magnoliopsida; Malpighiales; Salicaceae. Gene Ontology annotation, cellular component: Golgi membrane.